AUGAGUAUUUUAAAAAGCCUAGUUUUAUUGCAUUACAUAACAAGAUCUAAGACUGAAACCCUUUAAUAUCAAAAUUUUUUUACAAGCAUCACUUUAGAUUGGUUUUAGAACUACUACUACAACUCAGGAUGUACUUCAACAACUUGUAGUUCAAGUUCAAUUUUUGGAGGUUAUAACUGCUUUAACUAUAACGUUUUCAUAGUAAAGACCUUUGAGCUCCAACCACAUUAUAAACUAAGAAUAAAAUUUUUGUUUUGGAGAAUUGACUUAUGGUAUGGAGACUAUUUUAAAGUCUAUAUAGAUAAUAUUGAAAAGCAUAAUUAAAAUUAUGAUAAUUCUACAAGUGUAACUAAUCUCUGUGGAAAUUCAACCUAUUAUGAUGAGACUUUUUAACUGGAUAUAACUACUGAUCAUUCAAGCCCAACUGUUUAGAUAUUAAUAACAGGAUAUAGAUAUUGGGGAAUUUCCAAAUUUCAAUUAUUCAUAGAAAAAUGUCCAGAUGGUUGUGAUUCUUGUGACCAGAAUGGGUGCUAUAAUUAAAUAUUAUAUAUUAAAUAUUUUACUGCUUUAUCCCUCAAUUAUGCUAACUUUAAUGAAGGAUGGUUUUAGUAUAAUGGGCUAAUGUAUAAUAGUAUAGUUAAUAUAGGAGAUUAUUGCAUUUAUUAAUUUAUGUCUUUGAAUUCUACUAAAACAAUAUAACUACCAGCUCAUGAUGCUGUUAGCGUAUCAAUGAAGUUAGUAAGCUUCAAUUAAUAUCACAAAUUUGAUAUACUAAUUGAUGAUCAGUUAGUAGUUGUUUCGAAUCUUUAGAGGUAGGUAAUAAUUUAUCCUAAUUCUAUUCAUUCUUAUUAAAUCAUAAGUCCGAUUAAAUAUCCAUUAAUAUUCCACAUAAACAAUAAUUCAAUUACUUUAACUAUUACAAUGAAUUCUCAGUAAAGUUAUAAUUCAUUAUCUAAUGGGGCUGGAAUCAGAGAUUUUUAAUUAUUUAUUAGACCAACUUUAAUUGAUGAUUCUUGCUUUGAUAACAACAUCUAUCCUUUUGAUGGGUGCUUUGCUGAGAUUUAUGAUUGCAUUGAAGGUUGUGUAAACUGUGUAAGAGGUGAUGGGAAUUUUAUGAAUAAAAUAAGAAGUGUUUACCGAUAUGUGGUGAUACUCUUAUUACAUAUUUUGAAGAAGUGUGAUGAUGGUAACACAUAUCCAUAUGACGGAUGCCAUUAAUGUAAAUACUCUUGUUAACAAGAUUGCUUAAUAUGUUAAUUUGGGUAUUGUCUGAAAUGGAAAACAUCUUACUAAGACAUUGAGAAGAUUUCUUAUAAUAAAUAUUUGAAAUUAAGACUUCCAAUUACACAAAAAGAUCUAAGUCAUAUUUAGUGUUAAUAUUUGUAUGAUUCAUUAGAGUGCAAUGAAUAUAUAAAUGAGUGGGCAUGGUUAUUUUUAAGUUGCAAUUCUUAGUAGAAGAUGAAUGAAAAGAAAAAAACAAUUAGCAAAAAGAAAUGUGGAGAUUUAAUAAUCACAUGUGAUGAGGAGUGUGAUGAUGGGAAUAGAGUAGAGAAUGAUGGUUGUCAUAAUUGUAAAUAUUCGUGUCCAUUGAAUUGUCGUGAAUGCCGAUUUGGAAUAUGUAAAUAAUGUUUACCAAAAUAUGAACUAAUAUAUGGGUAGUGUAAAUAUAUUUGUGAUGGUUUUGAGAGUUAAGAAGAAUAAGAAAAUAGAAGAUGUUAUAAUAGAAUAAACAAUAUGAUUGAGAAUGGGCAUUACUAACAUAAUCUCUUUAAUAACUAAAAUUCUAAAUUUAAAUUAAUAACUCCUCUAACUUGUAGCCUUUAAGAUUUUGGAAUUUUUGGAUAUUUUUAUAACUAAUGUAGAAUAGCAGCGAUAAAAAAUUGUAAAGAAAGUAUUUAUAAUAAAUGUGUAUAAUGUGAUGAUAAUUAUGUAUUGGAAUAUAAUAGAUUGGCCUGUACUCCAAUUUGUAAUGAUGGGCUUAUGAUAGAAAAAGAAAUAUGUGAUGAUUAGAACAACAUUUAAUUUGACGGAUGCUACAAAUGCUAAUAAAGUUGCUUAUUGGAAUGCUUAAAUUGUGUUGAAAAUAAAUGUUAUUAGUGUCUUGAUGGUUGGCAGCUUAUAGAUUAUGGUUGUUACCAAUAUUGUGGGGAUGGUUAAGUAGCUUAAUCUUCUAUGGAACAAUGUGAUGAUGGAAAUUAUGAUAAUGGAGACGGAUGCUAUUAAUGUAAAUUUGAGUGUGUUCCAUAUUGCAAAUCCUGUGCUGAUAGACACACUUGUUUGGUUUGCGAAAAGUACUUUGAAUUGUCUAACGAUUCUUGUAGACCAAUAUGUGGAGACGAUAAUAUUGUAGGUGGAUUAGAAGAAUGUGAGGAUGGAAAUGAUAUUCCUUAUGAUGGUUGUUUUAAUUGCCUGUUUUAGUGUGAAAAAGCAUGCCAAAUUUGUCGUUAAGGAUCAUGCAUAGAGUGUAUAGAUGGGUAUAUAAUUGCAAAGGAUUACUGUGAAGUUAAUAAUUAAACAUUUAUUAUAGAUGAUGAUGAGGAUGAAGUUGUCUAAAAUCAAUGUGCUGAUGCUAAAUAUUCCAAUAAUGAAGAAUGUGAUGAUGGGAAUAAGAUUGAUGGCGAUGGUUGUUCAAGCUCAUGUCAGAUCGAACCUUAUUGGUUUUGUAAUAAUUACCCAUAUAAACCUAGUAUUUGUUCUCCUAACACUAUUAUAAAAUUAUAAUACCUUAAUCAAACUUAAUAAAUUUAAUACAUUUAAUUAUACUUUUCAAAUAAAGUUAAGUUAAAUGAAACUAUUUUAAAUUUUACUGAUAAAAUUAAAACAUCUAUCCCUUCAAUUGAACAAGACGCAUAUUCUAUUACUAUAAUUCCUGUAGUUGAAAUUGAUUAGACUGUUCUACUUGAUGUUAGCUAUGAAAUUUAAAUUCAAUUCUUAGAAUCUAUUACAGCAACAAAUAUUGUCUUAGCUGCCGAAAUCGAUGCUAAUUUAGAAGACCAAAACCAAAUGAUGGUUAAUACCUCAAUCUAAACUAUCAAUUUACAAUUACCCAAAAUCUUGAACACAGAUUAGUUGGAAACUGCCAAUAAUUUUCAAGCUCUUGGUACUUAUAUGAUGAUUGGAUUAGCUAGCAGUAGUGUCUUCUUAUUCUUUUUUGGAAAUCCUAGUUAAUGUUUGGAAAUUUUAGAUACUUUGCAAUUUUAAUCAUAUCUGAAAUUCAUAAAUGUUCAAUUUCCAUAAAAUAUUCAAAUAUAUUUUGAAUCUUCAGAAUUUGUAACUGUUAGUCCUACUUUGGCAAAGUUACAAAUUCAUGAUUUUUUAUAAUAAUUAAUUGGAUAUGAAUAAUUAGACAGUAUAGGUAAGUUUUUUGAAUAUCAAUUAAACGCAGAUUUGUUAGUCAAUAUUUAUGGGUAAUUAAUUUAAGUAGGGUUCCUGAGUGUUUUGUAUAUUAUUGUAAAAUGCUAUUAAAAUAUUAUAUAUUCAUAUUGCUUUGGCAUAAAAUAUAUAUAUUAUUUUAGACGAGUUAAUAGUAGAAUCAUUCAAUUUAUUGGAAUUAAACUUUAUUACUUUAAUAAAUAUAUAUGUAAAAUAGGCGAUAUCUUUAAUGCAGAAGGUUUAAUUCAAUUAUUCCAUGCUAAUAGUUGGGAUCUAUUAUUUAAAAUUUUAAUAUAUUUAGGUUCUACUCAUUAGUUAGGAUUAAGAGAUAUCAUUUCUCAUACUAUCUCAAUAGUUUAUCUGAUAUCCAUAAUUAUUAUUUUAACCAAAAAUUUCAGAAGUUAGAAUCAAUAAACUAGUUUAAAAGAUUUAAGAAUCACUUAGCAUGAAGACAUUAUUUUACUCAAAAAAGUCCUUUUUUUAGUAAUUCUUAUAAUUUUGCAAAGUUACCCUCUCAUACAAUGCUUGCUAUUAACAUGUGUAUUAUUUUGGUAUCUUGGAUCUAUAAUUAGUACUCCAUUCACUGCAAAUAAACUCGAUUUAUUGAUCAUUAUUUGGAUGGAAGGACCAGUAAUGAUCUUUACAUUAUCUUGUAUAAUUUAUUGCUCUGACUUCUCAAAGUAUUUUUCGACUGAUCAAUAAAUAAAUGCGGGGUUUAUAUAAAUAAGUUUCUUGAUACUAGCUUUAGUCUCUCCCUUAGUAAGGUGCGGAUAUUAAUUUUAUCUUAAAGUCAAAACAUACUGUUUGAAUAAAUUUUAGAAGAGGAAACCAAUGGUAAUGAAUGUUAGAAAUAUAUUUUAAAUAAUUGAAAAUAAUUAAUGA
Paramecium tetraurelia is the source of this 4254-nucleotide messenger RNA. RefSeq lists its product as uncharacterized. NCBI's taxonomy places the organism in Eukaryota, Ciliophora, Oligohymenophorea, Peniculida, Parameciidae. The transcript is spliced from 5 exons. The record is from RefSeq and is a predicted model, not a curated record.